This is a messenger RNA of Tremella mesenterica DSM 1558, 435 nucleotides long. RefSeq lists its product as uncharacterized. NCBI's taxonomy places the organism in Eukaryota, Fungi, Basidiomycota, Tremellomycetes, Tremellales, Tremellaceae. Bases 1 to 435 code for a protein of 144 amino acids. The record is from RefSeq and is a predicted model, not a curated record. The transcript is spliced from 3 exons.
AUGUCCAGCAUAUCACAACCCCAUCAGCUUUCAUCUGUCGAUGAUCCCGCCAAGGUGAUAGAUGACAAUUGGUCGACACAAACGGAAGUCACGACCACUCAGGAAGAUAAGGACGAGGACGAAGAAGAGGAGGAGGAUAAGUGCGAAGGCGAUUCGAAUGGAGAGAACAAAGGUAACAGGUUCGACAACAACACCCGUCCCAGUUCUCCUCGCCCCGCAUACGAGAAGAUCGUCGUCCACGUUCAGCCGACUGCGGCUCAGGCUCCUAUCCCAAGUUACCUUCCCUACGUUCCCGUCGUGCAACCCGCUUGCACCGGUUCGGUUUAUGGGACCAACAAGGGUGCUAUCUGCACACCUGCGGCUACCGUCACCGUCCAUCCCGACGGUACUAGGGUCGAGAAGAAAGAAUGUGCCUACUGCGGAAGACUCAUGUGA